This is a messenger RNA of Aplysia californica (California sea hare), 2229 nucleotides long. Its product is annotated as neprilysin-1. Gene Ontology annotation, cellular component: plasma membrane. Gene Ontology annotation, biological process: protein processing. NCBI's taxonomy places the organism in Eukaryota, Metazoa, Mollusca, Gastropoda, Aplysiida, Aplysiidae. The record is from RefSeq and is a predicted model, not a curated record. Gene Ontology annotation, molecular function: metalloendopeptidase activity.
AUGGUCAUAGAACUUUAUAAUUAUGACGCAGGCUUUCAGACGGGAGCGAUCGCCGCCCAGAAAGGAGCCCAUUCCCUCGGGGGCGUGGACGGUAGCUCCAGUCAGGGUGCGGACGGCUACAGCGACUACACCGUGCCCGAGGGCGUGAAGUUGGACGAUAUCUGUCUCACGCAGGGCUGUGUCAAUGCUGCAUCACGUAUACUGACCUCCAUGGACGCGUCUGUGGCACCGUGUGACAACUUCUACGACUUUGCCUGCGGGAACUGGAACAAGAUGAACAUCAUCCCGGCGGACCGCACCAACCACAACACCUUCACCAAACUAGGGGACGACCUGCAGGCCAUGCUGAAGAGUAUUAUCGAAAGGCCAAAGGAUCCUAAGGAGGACAUUGAAGUAACCAUAAAAGCUAAAGACUUGUACACAUCUUGUAUCAAUGAAACACAAAUAGACCUGCUGGGUCUGAAGCCAGUACGCAGCUUGUUGGCUGAGCUGGGCGGCUGGCCAGUGCUGGAUAAGUCACGUGACAGGCAGUACGACAAUCAGGACGUGAUCGAGUUGCUGGUAAAGCUGCGACGAAUUAACUCCAAGGACAUGAUCAACUUUUGGGUGUCGGAGGACGACAAGAAGUCAGAUGUGAACAUUAUACAGCUGGACCAACCUGAGCUGGGCCUAUUAUCUCUAGACUACUACCUCAAGGACGAAUACUCUAAGCUGGCUCUAUACAGGAAGUUCGCCCUUGACGUGGCGGUCAUGUUUGGAGCAGACGAGAAGACGGCGUCCAGAGACGUGGACGACUGGGUCAACUUUGAGGUGGAGUUGGCCAAGAUCAUGGUCCCAGAACACGAGCGCAGGGACAAUGAGGCGAUGUACAACAAAAUGUCUCUGGGACAGUUAGCAGACAGAGUCCCCGAGGGUGGUCAUGAAUUACCUGAUCUGGCGCAACCUCAUGAGACGGAUACCUAAUCUGCCACGAAAGUACCGCAACAUCAAGAACGAUUUUUACAAAGCCAGCAUGAUGGCUGAAAAGAUUGGUUACCCAGAAUACAUUCUCAAUGACACAGCACUCAACGAGGAGUAUUCAGAGCUGGAGAUAGACUCGGAAAUGUACUUCGACAAUAUCAUGACCCGGAUCAGGAACAUGGCCAUGAGGGUGCUUCAGAGUCUCAGGGAUAAGGUGGACAAGACAAAGAGCGCGCUCAGUGUAUCAUCGAUCAGUACAGCAACUAUACGGUCCCAGAGAUCAACGUCAAUGUGAACGGAAUUCUCACUCAAGGGGAGAACAUUGCGGAUAACGGGGGCCUCAAAGAAGCUUACAUGGCAUACAAGAAAUACAAGAACGAGCAUGGACAUACAGAGAAGCGUCUCCCAGGGCUAUUACAGUUCAACAGCGAUCAAUUAUUCUUCGUUAAUUUUGCCCAGGUGUGGUGUGGUGUCAUGAGACCGGAGCAAGCCCUGGAUCGCCUGAAGACUGGGGUUCACACCCCCGGGAGAUUCAGAGUCAUCGGAACUCUCCAGAACAUGGAGUCGUUCUCAGAGACGUUCAACUGCCCGGAAGGAUCCUAUAUGAACCGAAAGGACAAGUGUAAGAUCUGGUGACCUGCGUGCUCGAUAAUCGAGGGAGCCAUACUUUGUUUUCUAAAAAGUUGCGGCCUCUACACACAAGUCGAGAAGAAACGAAAUGCAAUUUAUUGACUGACAUCGGCCCGACUGACUAACCUAUGAGCUUGGAUGUGAAGCCAAGUGCAGUUUUAUGGUUAUGUGUUUGUGUCAUGGAAAGUGGUGUGUCUUCUGGGUCGACAACGACGACUAAUUUUGUCGCACGAUGAGGAGGAGGAAGAGGAGGUGGAGGUGAUCGUGGAAGGAUAUGGUCACGAUGGUUCUAGGAACACAUUAGUUUCUUCUGUAUAUAUGUGAAUAUCUGAAUUUUCGACAAAGUUUUGUCAACGAUGAGCGAGCAUGAGCAUGUGUGUGUUUGUGUAUGUGUGUGUGCAUUUGUGAGUGUGUGUAUCUGUAUAUAUGCGUGAGUGCGUGUGUGUAUGUGUAUGUGAGCUUUCGUGUGUGUCUGUGUGUGUUUGUGUGUGUAUGUAAUUGCAAUCGAGUGUGGUCAGGACAUUUGCGUGUUAACAUACACAUGUGUAAAAAGUGACAGAAAGAGAAAGAGAAUGAGAGAGAGAGAGAGAGAGAGAGAGAGAGAGAGAGAGAGAGAGAGAGAGAGAGAGAGAGAGAGAG